AUGUCAUUGCUGUGUGUCGGAGUGAAGAAAGCCAAGCUUGAUGGACCCCAAGAGAAAUUUAACACAUACGUGACCCUGAAGGUGCAGAAUGUUAAAAGCACAACCAUCGCUGUGCGUGGCAGUCAGCCGUGCUGGGAGCAGGACUUCAUGUUCGAAAUAAACCGCCUGGAUCUGGGCCUGACAGUGGAGGUGUGGAAUAAAGGGCUGAUCUGGGACACCAUGGUGGGCACCUUAUGGAUCCCCCUGCGCAGCAUACGGCAGUCCAAUGAGGAGGGUCCAGGUCAGUGGCUGACCCUGGACUCCAAUGUGAUCAUGGCUGAGAAUGAGAUCUGUGGAACCAAAGACCCAACCUUUCACAGGCUGCUGCUUGACACCCGCUUUGAACUGCCACUAGACAUUCCAGAGGAAGAGGCCAGAUACUGGGCCAAGAAACUUGAACAACUUAAUGCCAUGAGAGAUCAAGAUUAUGCCUAUCAAGAGGAACAGGAGCAACCACUUCAUGCGCCAUCCACACAGUGCUGUAAUUGGAGUCUGUGGGGAGAUCAGCAAAACGAGGACCCAGACAGUGCUGUGGAUGACAGGGACAGCGACUACCGGAGUGAGACCAGUAACAGCAUCCCUCCUCCCUACUACACCACCUCUCAGCCCAACGCUUCCAUGCACCAGUAUCCCAUGAGACAGCAGCAAUACAGACACUACAACGACGACAUCAAUGAGCUGGACUACGACCACAGAGCCAUGAGACGCUAUGAUAGUUUAGACUCGGCCACCAACGGGCGCAGCGAUAUCGACUCAGGCUCAGGGUCGAGCCGGCGCACCAGUCGUCAGUAUUCUCUAGACAGUAGGCAUUCACUGUCCGAUAGUCCCACAGACAGUCGCUACGCCUCAUCAGGCGAGUUGAGUCGAGGCAGCUCUCAGCUCAGUGAGGAGUUUGUUCCUGAGGACGGCGAGAGUUUGCGAGGUUCGGAGUUCUAUGAUGAAAACGAUUCCUACCACUCCUGCCACUCCUCGGUCAGCUACAGCAAAGAGGAUUCCCCAGGCUGGGAUGGCGAAGACCCCCAAGGCGUCUACAGUGACGAGGGAGGCUACCUCAAAGACGGAGGGGAGGAGGGGGCGCUGUAUGAUGAAGAUGAGGGAGACAUUUACGGGGAGGAAGGAGAGUACAACUAUGAAGAUGAGGAAGAGAUGCCAUAUGAGGAAGAUGAAGAUAUGUAUCCGCUUGAUGGCACGCUCAGUGAAGACCAGGAACCACCCUACACCCCCACACCCACAAGCACCGCCCCUACCCUGAUGCCGCCCUCUGAUGGUCUGUCCACCACCAGGCCACCGCUGGAGAAGCAGCCAUCAUUGCAUCAGCAGCAGCAGCAGCAGCAGCAGCAGCAGCAGCAGCAGCAGCAACAGCAGCAGCACCCGGCCCCUGAUCAGCUCCAGCCCCCAGCCACAGCUCCUGGUCUCCUUCCAGUCUCACAGGACGACACGUUACCCCCUUUCAGUUCAGACUCCACCAAACCUACCUUUGCACUUGCACAGCCAGAUAUGUCUACCACCACUACAUCCACCUCUACAACUAUAUCACAGGUUCCAGCUCCAGAAUCCAAGCCCCCGGAGGCUGAGCCCAAAUCUGAGGAAGAACCUCUACCCUCCGAGAAGCCUCCAGCCGCAGAGAGCAUCCCUCCAGCUCCCGAAGAGAAAACGGAGGAGCCUCCUGUUCCAAGCUUCCCAAAGAGAGAAAUCAUGGAACCUGGUCCUGCCAGAGCCAAAGCCAACUGGCUUCGACUUUUCAGCAGAGUGCGACUGCAGCUACAAGAGGCCCGAGGAGAAAGUGUCGGCAUCGCCUCUCUGCUUUUAUCAGCAGGAAUGGGUGGCGCUCUGUAUAGCAUUGACAGCAUGCCAGACCUCAGGAAGAGGAAAGCUAUGCCUCUGGUCAGAGAUCUGGCUAUGUCUUUGGUUCAGAACUCCAGGAAAGCCGGCAUCACCUCGGCCCUGACGUCCAGCACCCUGCAUAAUGAAGAACUGAAGAGUCACGUCUAUAAGAAGACCCUUCAGGCCCUCAUAUACCCCAUCUCCUGCACCACCCCGCAUAAUUUUGAGGUGUGGACCGCCACUACCCCCACUUACUGCUACGAGUGUGAGGGGCUGCUGUGGGGUAUUGCUCGCCAGGGCAUGCGCUGUACCGAGUGUGGAGUCAAAUGCCACGAAAAGUGCCAAGAUCUACUUAAUGCUGACUGUCUGCAAAGGGCAGCAGAGAAGAGCUCCAAGCAUGGUGCGGAGGAUCGAACCCAGAACAUCAUCAUGGUUCUUAAGGACCGCAUGAAGAUCCGCGAGAGGAACAAACCAGAGAUCUUUGAACUCAUUCAGGAAGUGUUCACUGUCCCCAAAUCCACUCAUGUCACCCAUAUGAAGCAGAUCAAACAGAGCGUGCUCGAUGGCACCUCUAAAUGGUCGGCCAAGAUCAGCAUCACAGUGUUGUGUGCCCAGGGUCUCCAAGCCAAGGAUAAAACUGGUUCCAGUGAUCCUUAUGUCACCGUCCAGGUGGGAAAGACCAAAAAAAGGACAAAGACCAUCUACGGGAACCUCAACCCUGUAUGGGAGGAGACGUUUAAUUUUGAGUGUCACAACUCCUCAGAUCGCAUCAAGGUGCGUGUGUGGGAUGAGGACGAUGACAUUAAGUCUCGUGUGAAGCAGAAGUUCAAGCGGGAGUCAGAUGACUUCCUCGGUCAAACCAUCAUCGAGGUCCGCACUUUGAGUGGAGAGAUGGACGUCUGGUACAAUCUCGACAAGCGUACAGACAAAUCAGCUGUGUCUGGAGCUAUCCGCAUGCACAUUAAUGUAGAGAUCAAAGGAGAGGAGACGGUCGCCCCAUAUCACGUUCAGUACACCUGUUUGCAUGAAAACCUCUUCCACUAUGUGACAGACAUCCAGAACAACGGUGUGGUGAAGAUCCCUGAUGCUAAAGGGGAUGAUGCAUGGAAGGUUUACUUCGAGGAGACUCCUCAGGAGAUUGUGGAUGAGUUUGCCAUGCGUUAUGGAGUGGAGUCCAUCUACCAGGCAAUGACCCACUUUGCCUGCCUGUCAUCUAAGUACAUGUGCCCAGGUGUGCCUGCAGUAAUGAGCACCCUGCUGGCUAACAUCAAUGCCUACUACGCCCACACCACCCAGGCAACUAACAACGUCUCUGCCUCUGACCGCUUUGCUGCCUCUAACUUCGGGAAAGAGCGAUUUGUCAAGCUUCUAGAUCAGCUGCACAACUCUCUGAGGAUCGACCUGUCCAUGUACCGAAACAAUUUCCCAGCCAGCAGUCCUGAAAGGCUACAGGACCUCAAGUCCACAGUGGACCUCCUCACCAGUAUCACCUUCUUCAGAAUGAAGGUCCAAGAACUUCAGUCUCCACCCAGAGCCAGUCAGGUGGUGAAAGAUUGUGUCAAAGCCUGUCUCAACUCCACCUACGAGUACAUCUUUAAUAACUGUCAUGAGCUCUACAGCCGCGAGUAUCAGACAGACCCGGCCAAGCAGGGCGCCGUGCCUCCUGAGGAGCAGGGACCAAGCAUCAAGAAUCUGGACUUCUGGUCCAAACUCAUCACACUUAUUGUCUCCAUCAUCGAGGAGGACAAGAACUCCUACACUCCCUGCUUAAACCAAUUUCCCCAGGAGCUCAAUGUGGGUAAAAUCAGUGCUGAAGUGAUGUGGAACCUGUUUGCUCAGGAUAUGAAAUAUGCAAUGGAGGAGCAUGAAAAAAAUCGCUUGUGCAAGAGUGCAGAUUACAUGAACCUGCACUUCAAGGUCAAGUGGCUGUACAAUGAGUACUGCAAAGACCUGCCCUUCUUCAAAAGCAGAGUGCCUGAAUAUCCUGCGUGGUUUGAGCCAUUUGUCAUCCAGUGGCUGGACGAAAACGAGGAAGUAUCUCGGGACUUUCUGCACGGUGCUUUGGAAAGGGACAAAAAAGAUGGGUUCCAGGUCACAUCAGAGCAUGCUCUGUUCUCCUGUUCGGUGGUGGAUGUGUUUUCCCAGCUCAACCAGAGCUUUGAGAUCAUCAGGAAGCUAGAGUGUCCAGAUCCGCAGAUUGUAGGACACUACAUGAAGCGAUUUGCCAAGACCAUCAGCAAUGUACUUCUCUCUUAUGCUGAUAUAAUCUCCAAGUUGUUUGCCAACUAUGUCACCAUGGAGAAAGUGCCCUGCAUCCUGAUCAACAACAUCCAACAGCUGAGAGUUCAGCUGGAGAAGAUGUUUGAAGCGAUGGGUGGAAAAGAUCUGUGUGUGGAGGCCAGCGAUAUCCUGAAAGACUUGCAGGUUAAGCUCAACAAUGUCAUGGAUGAUCUCAGCAGGGUCUUUGCUGUCAGUUUCCAGCCUCAUAUUGAGGAGAAUGUGAAGCAGAUGGGAGACAUCUUGGCUCAGGUGAAGGGAACUUCAAAUGUAGGAAAUGCCAGCAGCGUGGCCCAGGAUGCUGACAACGUCCUGCAGCCCAUCAUGGAGUUCCUGGACAGCAACUUGACUUUGUUUGCUAAGAUCUGUGAGAAGACUGUGCUGAAACGUGUGUUGAAGGAGUUGUGGAAACUUGUGAUGAACACCAUGGAGAAGACCAUCGUCCUGCCGCCACUCACAGACCAAACGAUGAUUGGGAGGCUGAAGAGUGCUUCUCACAGUGAUGGCACUCAGCUCAUCUUUAAUGCUGCCAAGGAGCUGGGACAGCUGUCCAAGCUGAAGGAGCACAUGGUCCGCGAGGAGGCCAAAGCACUCACACCUAAGCAGUGUGCUGUGAUAGAGCUGGCUCUCGACACCAUCAAGCAAUACUUCCAUGCGGGUGGUGUGGGUCUGAAGAAGACUUUCCUAGAGAAGAGUCCUGACCUCCAGUCUCUCCACUACGCCCUCUCCCUCUACACGCAGGCCACAGACAAACUCAUUAAGACCUUUGUCCAGUCACAGAACACACAAGUGUUCGGCGGGAAGGGGGUGAGGUUCACCACUAGUGAGGAUGUUUACCCAGAAAAGGGCUCUGGGGUGGACGAUGCCGUCGGAGAGGUGUCCAUCCAUGUGGAGAUUUUCACUCACCCCAACACUGGAGAGCACAAGGUCACAGUGAAAGUGGUGGCUGCCAAUGACCUGAGGUGGCAGACGCAGGGAAUAUUCCGGCCAUUUGUGGAGGUCUAUAUCAUCGGCCCUCAUCUCAGCGAUAAAAAGAGGAAGUAUGCCACCAAGUCCAAGAACAACAGUUGGGCUCCCAAAUACAAUGAAACCUUCACUUUCACCUUGAGCAAUGAGGUGGGUCCUGAGUGCUAUGAGCUGCAGGUGUGUGUGAAGGACUACUGCUUCGCCCGAGAGGACCGCACUGUGGGCAUGGCCGUCUUGCAGCUGAAAGACGUGGCCUCCAAAGGCAGCGUCGCCUGCUGGUUGCCACUGGGUAAACGCAUCCACAUGGACGAGACGGGCCUCACUGUCCUGCGCAUCCUCUCCCAGCGUAACAAUGAUGAUGUGGCCAAGGAGUUUGUUAAGCUCAAGUCUGACCAACGCUCUGCUGAGGAGGGCCGCAGCUAAGAGUCAUAAUAGAAUUUAAAACCUGUCUGAAGCGCAAUCAGAUGUCGCCACCCACUGCCCUGGAGCUCUCCCGAGCCACUGCUAGCCACUGCCCUAAUAAUCCAGUGUUGAAAAAGCACAGAUAAGAAAACAGUCACCACACACCCCAGUGCUGUAAAUACAUUUAUUUCAGUGGAAAAGACACAGUGCUAAGCAAAGUAUCACUUUAAUUUUCUUCAGAAAAGGACCAGUGUCUUUAUUGUUACAGAUAUCAACCAUCCUUAUGAUAUGAACACUACAUACAGUUUAAUCAUAGAGCAUAUACUUACAUACUUUCCUCUGUUUGUAGAGGUGAAUCAUGCCAUUCCAUAAUCACACACAUACAUGUACAGACACACAUUUGACUGGUCAGGGUGAGAAAUAUCUUGUAGCCCCCCCCCUCCCUCAUUUUCCAGUUCCUCUUGUCCCUUCCCUCACCUGCACCCACUAAGACAAGGGACCAACAGAUAAUCGCUGAAAUAUGCCAAGACCAGCCCUAAGCACAACAGGACCAACUUUCCAACUGACCCAUGAAAAACAACAAUGGCUGCACAGUCUCAAACAUUCCAGAUAUCAGGGUGGGGAACACAUUUUGGGAACAAA
Messenger RNA from Seriola dumerili (greater amberjack), 6150 nucleotides. It is a transcript of the gene unc13a, whose product is annotated as protein unc-13 homolog A-like. Gene Ontology annotation, molecular function: syntaxin-1 binding; calmodulin binding; calcium ion binding. The transcript has 45 exons. NCBI's taxonomy places the organism in Eukaryota, Metazoa, Chordata, Actinopteri, Carangiformes, Carangidae. Gene Ontology annotation, cellular component: neuromuscular junction; presynaptic active zone cytoplasmic component; terminal bouton. Bases 1 to 5529 code for a protein of 1842 amino acids. Gene Ontology annotation, biological process: synaptic vesicle priming; presynaptic dense core vesicle exocytosis; synaptic vesicle maturation. The record is from RefSeq and is a predicted model, not a curated record.